AUGGAGUCUUCGACUGUGAACGACUCCGAGUACUUUGAUUAUGGGGACGCUAGCAUGAAUUCCUCAGCAUCAACGCCAUCUUCUCAAAUUAUCCUUGGGCCUUUGAAGCCCAAUGUUGCACAGGCGAUAGCUUUUGCGUGUUCUACUUUUCUCAUUAUUACAUCGAACACUCUAACAUUAAUGGUUCUUCAUCUGAAGCCAUCCUGUUUUGUAGAGAUCUCUCGCCUUAUAUUCCAGGCACUAGCCGUUACCGAUCUUCUCACUGGUUUGUUCUGUUGCUUCUUCAGCUUUUUGUUUUCCUGCGCUCCGCAACUACAGAACACAGUGACCUGUACAAUACGAACAAUGGCCUGUACGGGAUGUCUGAACCAGUCAGCUCUAACAAUGGCAUUUGCAACCGUUGACCGUUACAUCGCCAUCACUAAACCGCUGCGGUAUACUUCAAUCAUGACCGCAGUGCGCGCACAAUACGUUCUCUCCGUUCUUGCCUUUAUUUCCAUUGGCAACGCCAUUUUCACCAAUGUAGGAGCCGACUUCACGUCCACCAAAAGAACGUGCGUUUCAGACUUUUCAGCAGUUGGAAUUGGCAUAUCUUUUCGGCCAUCGCUCGUCGUCAUCCUCCUUAUAUUCUAUGGUAGCCUUUUGAUCUCGACAUUCGCCAACUAUAACGUCGUGCGUAUAGCUCUUCGUCAUUCAAGGAGUCUUGGUAACGAGUCUUCACUUCGCCAGAAUGGAAACAUGCAGGACGGCACCUCGAGUUCCACUGAUGGUCCUUUCAACAUGACACCGUAUUUACCACAACCUGUUCGUGAAAACAGCAUCAAGAUGAGGAGCCUUUGGACCGUUGUCAUGGCUACGAUAUCGUUCUACAUCUUGGUGAUGCCUUGGAACAUCAUGGCAUCACUUCACUUCGCCCACCACGUUCAGAUCCCUCAUUCUCUAAGAAUCACAGCUGCCUAUCUCCUAAUAAACAAUUCUUGGUGGAACACCGUAAUUUAUUCUCUUUUGAACACAACCUUUCGACGCGCCCUUGGCAAAACACUUAUCCGGGUAUUUGGCCGUACCACCACGUCUGAUGUCAGCUUUGAGUCGACAAUAGCCGCGACGGAUGGAAGCAUAAAUAUGAAUAUGUCUCCGUAA
Molecule: messenger RNA, 1140 nt
Organism: Lytechinus variegatus (green sea urchin)
Lineage: Eukaryota; Metazoa; Echinodermata; Echinoidea; Temnopleuroida; Toxopneustidae
Product: probable G-protein coupled receptor 21
Exons: 1
Coding region: 1-1140 (379 amino acids)
Biological process (GO): G protein-coupled receptor signaling pathway
Cellular component (GO): membrane
Molecular function (GO): G protein-coupled receptor activity
Source: RefSeq, a predicted model, not a curated record